Molecule: messenger RNA, 3279 nt
Organism: Boleophthalmus pectinirostris (great blue-spotted mudskipper)
Lineage: Eukaryota; Metazoa; Chordata; Actinopteri; Gobiiformes; Gobiidae
Gene: tsn
Product: translin
Exons: 6
Coding region: 125-808 (227 amino acids)
Biological process (GO): RNA metabolic process
Cellular component (GO): cytoplasm; nucleus
Molecular function (GO): sequence-specific DNA binding; single-stranded DNA binding; RNA binding
Source: RefSeq, a predicted model, not a curated record
UCGCAGACCGUGACGUCAUCAGUGCGCGCUAGCAAUCAGAAGGAGGGCUGCGCUGUUGCACGUUGGCGUUUAUUAAGAUUAUUUAUUUUGUAUUUCUUUCUGUGUUAAAAAACUUAGCGUAGAAAUGUCAGUGACAGAGAUGUUCAGUUAUAUCCAGGGUUUCCUAAGCGCGGACCAGGAUGUUAGAGAGGACAUCCGUAAAGUGGUCCAGACCUUGGAGCAAACAGCCAGAGAAAUCCUGACAGUUCUGCAGAGCGUCCACCAGCCCACAGGCUUCAAGGAGAUUCCCAGUAAAUGCACAAAGGCCAGAGAGUUGUUCUGCACAGUUAGGACGCAGCUAUCAGAGCUUAAAACGAAAUUUCCUGUGGAGCAGUAUUACAGGUUCCACGAGCACUGGCGUUUUGUUCUGCAGCGCCUCACGUUUUUGGCGGCGUUUGUCGUUUAUCUGGAAUCUGAGACUUUGGUGACGCGAGAAGAUGCCGCUCAGAUCCUUGGCAUCGAGGUGGUCAGAGAAAAAGGCUUUCAUCUGGACAUAGAGGACUAUUUGGCUGGAAUCUUAAUUAUGGCCAGUGAACUGUCCCGCCUUGCUGUAAACAGCGUCACGGCUGGAGACUACACUCGCCCAAUCCGAAUCUCAAACUUCAUCAAUGAACUGGACUCUGGUUUUCGGCUCCUGAAUUUGAAAAACGACCCUUUGAGAAAGCGCUACGACGGCCUCAAAUACGACGUGAAGAAAAUUGAAGAGGUGGUGUACGAUUUGUCCAUUCGUGGUUUGGCAAAAGAAGCAGAGACUGAAGCUAAUAAGUAGUGACUGAAACUGGACGCUGGAUUUUUGGAUUUUGGGGUUAAGAUCUUUUUCUAUGGGCUCAGCCUGGACUUAAACUCAGGCUAUCAGAAGCCCCAAAUAGGUGGGUUUGUGAGUUGGGCUUAGAAGUUGUACAAGAUUUCUAAUUAGAAGUGGGCGAUAUUGACCAAAUGAAUACCUCCAUUAAAUUUUUUUAUUUUGUCUUUUUGAUUCUUUUGAUAACAAAAAUCUUGUAUUUGGACAGUCUAUCAAAAAUGCGCUUAACAGUUUUAUAAACAUGAGGUUCUGAGGUUCAAGUAAUAGUAUUAAGUAAACGUAAAACACAAAAGUGCAAAAAUGGUAUGCAGGAAAUAGGAAUAGGGAUUUGCCAAUACAGAUACUAGAAUUGAAUAUCGGCAGAGUUUUUAAUAGGAAGUAAUAAGACUAUUUACUGACUGAUUUUGGCCUUGAAUGUCUCAUAAUUUUUGAUCUUUCAUUCAUACAAAGCUGUUCAAUAGUUAUUUGCAGGAUAAAUAACACAGUUGGGUCAUAACUUAUUAUACAAUUUAACAGUGUUUUAAGGAAAUAGGUGCUAAUUUUAAUCCCUACACUAGUAUUGGUUAAUAUCUAGUAUCGGCAGAUACUUAAAUCGAAAGUAUUGACAUGAGUAUUGGAAAUGAAAAAGCUGGACCCCACCAUAUACAGAUGACACUGCACUUUUUUUUUUUCUUUUUUUUUUUUAUCAACAAAUGUAACAACUUUUUGACUGUUCUUUCAGACAGUAUAGCGUAUAUAUUCUCAUUUUCAAAACAUGGAAAAAUCAGUAUAUUGCCCACUUCUAAUGUAAUUCAUAAUUUUCAAAAGUAAAAUGAGUAGUUCUUGAUCACAUUGGGCAAUAAUUAUGCCUUAUUUUACAUUCCUCCAUUUCAUCUGCAAACUUUGAUGGUGAUAUGGUAGUCUGACUGGACAUGUUACACAAAGUCAAAUCAACAGUUAAUCACAUUCAAGUGAUUGGAAACAAUGCAUGUAUUAAGUGUUAAGUAAUGCCUUUCUAUUAGCAACAAUUAGACAGUCCAAUAAGACAGCUUGAAUACAUACAUUUUAACUCUAAAAAGGGCACAGUGCAUAUAGAUAGGAUGGAUUUUCUAAACUGAAUAAUUGCAUGAUUUUGAAUUUACAUCUUGAAAAGGUGCAGAAUUUCAAGUAAAGUAGAGCCAAUUAAUUUGAGUCAAAAACACAUUAAUUUUUCAAAUCAUCCUAGAAAUGAUCAUAAGAGACCAAUGUUAACUUUUCUGUGUGCUUAUAAGACCUGGUUACUGUUUGUGCCUGAUGAGAAGACAAUGGGGUCUUGAACUGCCAUUUUAGUUUUCACCACCAGAUGCCACCAAAGCCAACUCACGUUCCCUUUAAAUCAGUCUGUAGUUAAUAUUAACAACUUGACCGAGUUGCCCAUUGCAAUUUAAGGAGCUACAGCUACACAUGACAAGCAUAAGGGUUAUAUAUUAUGCAAAAUUGUAAAAGUUCUGUUUUUAAAGAGGGGGUAUUAUGCAAAAUUGACUUUUUGAGCAUGCCAUGUUAUAACAUUUUUCCUUCAUCAGAAAAAUGUCUUAAGAUGUUUGUCAUCAGUGCAUGUUUGAGUAAUUUAUCUCUUCCAAAACAAUAAAAGGUAACAUGGUGAUCUAAAUCUGUUAUGUGUUAGCGUUAAUACCCCAUCAAAGUGUAAUACCCCUCUUUGAAGUCAACUUUAAACUAAAAAAAAAUGGAAACAUCUUGCACUAUAUAGGACCUUUAAGUUUGGUUGCAGUUUGCUUAUGAGAGGCAAUUUGUGUAAUGUAAUGAUUGUAGUUUGAAUUAAGUCAGUUCUAAGUGUUUUUGUUUACAGUUUUGACACAAGUGCAUAUCAAUGUUUCCUUAUUUGAAAGUUGUCAGCCAUUAUCAACUUGUUUUCUGUUUAAAAUGGUCACCUCACUCUGUAUUAUCAAGCUAUAAAGCUGCAUUUUGUGUGUGUAUUCCUGUUGUCAAAUGCAUUCAACUAGGCGAAGCAUCCAAAGGCCUCAUUUAAAGCAUGAAAAUGUCCAACUUUAGUAAUGCAAUAAUUCAAAAGUUAUUUCUAUUUUUGAAAAGUAGCAUUGAUUUGUCCUGAUUUUAAUAUGCAUAAGGCUUUUUCUCUAAAUGAGGCAGUUGGAAAAUUUAAGCCAAAGAAUAAAAAAUAAGAAGCACUUUGUGAAGUUUAAGCUGUUAAAAUUGUGCCAAUUCUUAAAAAGCAUUUUCACAUUUUCCAAGUUGCAUUACUUUGAGUGAACCUUGAUUUUUUAUUAUUUUUUUUUUUUGGGAGUACAUUUUUGCAGAAUUUUGCUACUAAAGUGCAUGGAGCUGUUAUUGUUUGGAGAUGUUGUGAGGCAGUGUUAGUAAUUUGCAAUCAUAUUUGUAGUUUCAUGGAAAAAAAAGACAAUGUAAAGUUGUAUUUUUGAUUUUGUAUAAAAAAUACUCUUUAA